AUGGCUCUUUUAAGCACCCAGAGAUCAUUUAAUGCGGAGCCUUUGGAUCCCAUCAAAGGCCCGAAGGACUCUCUUCCCAAAGACUCAAUGGCCGACUUUGGGAUAUUUCGCCGUCUGGUACCCCUGGUCAGCGACGGCAAGACAACGCACUUGAAUGCCGGCUUUAUGCCGCCAUCGAAUCUCAUCGUCAACGAAGCCAUCUCCCGCUUCUGCUCCGAGUCACUUCACCACCCCUCGCCGAAGUCCUGCUGGAGAAAAGAUGUCGAGGAAGUCCGCAAGUUAUUGGCCCAGUACAUCAACACCGAGCCAUCCUCGAUCGCCUUUGUUCGCGACACGACUGAGGGACUUGGAAGCUUCAUUCACGGUUUGAAAUUCAAUCCCGGGGAUAACGUGGUCAUUCUCGACUGCGAACACCCAAACCAAGCCUUUGGCUGGCUGGCUCUUCGUUCCCGUGGACUCAACGUCAGACUCGUACCAACAGACCCGGAGAAUCCUGCUGCUGCAACAGCAGAAACAUUUGCGCCUUAUGUGGACGAUCGAACAAAAGCCAUCGGUCUGAGCUCGAUCAUGUUCCACAGCGGACAAUGGAAUGACAUCGCUGAUGUCUGUUCUGUCUACAGACCCAGAGGAAUCCAUGUCCUUGCAGACUUGACCCAGCAGGUCGGAUUCGCCGGUGUCGAUGUAGAAGCUCUGGGAGUUUCGGCUGCAGCAUUUAGCCUGCAUAAAGGCCUCAACACACCAACAGGCUUCGCCGUUCUCUACGUGGACUCUGCCGUCAUCAAAGAGCUAGACCCAACACCUCCACUCGUCGGCUACGGAGGUGUGAGUAGCAUCAAUGAUUCAGAAGACUUCAUGAUUUCAGAAGAGCCAAUAGUCUUUCACCCGACCGCUCGUCGGUACGAGCACGCCAACAUGAGCUUCAUCUCAGCGGUUGCAGCACGAGCAUUUCUCGAGUUUUACCUCGAGGUGAUGGGCCCGAAGAACGUAGAGAACCAUCUAUACGAGCUCGGCGACGCUCUCCGUCGUUCUUGUGCUGGACUCGGUAUCGGCAUCGUGGGGCCUGCGGAGAGGGGGCACCACGCACCGCACCUCCACGUCCUUCGACUUCAUGAUCCUCGGUGGCUUGGUCAUCUCACUGCGGCCGGUAUUGUAGCAACCAGAUUCCGUUCGGGCAUUAGGAUAUCCUUUGGGUUUUACAAUAACCUGGAUGAUGUGGAAAGGCUCGUUGCCGUUCUCAAGUCGGGUCUUCAGGAAGGAAUACAAGCUGAGUAG
Messenger RNA from Colletotrichum karsti, 1272 nucleotides. Its product is annotated as putative class IV aminotransferase. The transcript has a single exon. The coding region runs from base 1 to 1272 and encodes 423 amino acids. Lineage: Eukaryota; Fungi; Ascomycota; Sordariomycetes; Glomerellales; Glomerellaceae. The record is from RefSeq and is a predicted model, not a curated record.